Messenger RNA from Mesorhabditis belari, 234 nucleotides. The record is from the annotation of a GenBank genome assembly. Lineage: Eukaryota; Metazoa; Nematoda; Chromadorea; Rhabditida; Rhabditidae.
AUGAAGAUUCUUAUGGACGUGCAAACGCGUUCCGACAAUGGUGAGACAAUCGGCGCAGGGCACCUGGCGCCGAUCAUCGAAGGAUCAGAAAGCAACGUCAUAUGUUGCUUGCCGCAGGCCGGUUAUCGGCCAACGACACCUGCUGCAGAGAAAACUUUGCCCGACCAGAUCGACGAACAGAUCAUGAUGCCACAAUCUGGAUCCCGGCCGGCUUUACCGCUGAGCUUGAUCGCG